AGCCCAUAGCCGAUGGCGUCUCCUCCCCAACUGCCCAUAGCCGACGGCAUCUCUUCCCCUGCCGCCCACAGCCGACGACGUUCAGUGCCGCCUACUCUGGUAAGAAUCUGCGAAGGCUCAACGAAGGCUUGCUCUCGAACUGCGAAGAAUCUGGAGUUUCAAGUCGAGAAUCAAAAGUAUUGGCUGGGAAUUGCGUUAUUACAUUCAAAAUUAUUCAAGCUCUUCUUCGAUUGAUAAGAUGACACGAGGUGGUAGUAGAGCUGGACGCAUAAGAGGACGUUGACGCGAUGCAUCGGUUACAAUUUCGAGUUCUAGCCCAUCAUCGUCUACACUUCCUUUUCUUGUGGCACCUCCUCCUACUAUAGUAUCUCCAGCUAUUGUCUCACUUGCUUCUAUUGGUUCACCACCUGACUUGCCGAUUCCAUCACCAUCAUACUCUACUGCUCCACCCACAUCCUCAUCAAUUACAGGAUCAUCUACUGCUUGUGAUUUGUCUAUUGUUCAUGUAGAGCAUGGGAGGUUAAUGCCUUCUCACGCAUGUUCAAAUACAAUUACAAAAUUAUUGAAGCAAAGGAUCUACCCUAAUGGGUAUACUUGGAAGACUGUGUCUAAUGAGUACAAUGAAUCAUACUUUGAAGAAUUUAAGAAAUUUUUCAAGUGGAACGAGUCCAUUAACAGUCAAGUACAUAAAGCGUUUUUAACACAAGCAAGCACACACUACAGAUAUGGUCUCCAAAAUGAAGAAGAAUCGGACUUCAUCUGGGAAGCCAGAUUUUGUACAUGAAGAUACAUGGCGCAUUUGGGAGGCAUAUUGGGAUAGGCCUGAAGUGAAAGCUAAAUCUGAACAACAACGCAAAAAUAGGAUGAGUGAGGUAGCAGGACCUGGUACGGGAUGCUCUCGACAUAUCGGAGGAUCUAGAUCAACUAUUGAGCACUAUCACACAUUGCGGGAUAAACUUCAAAAGGAGCAUGAUCUGUUUGAGUGCUUUGCGCAUACGCACAAAAAGAAGGAUGGUACAUUCUUUGAUGAGAGGUCAAAGAAAAUCGUUGACAAAAUACAAGCACGGUGUGAUGCUGCAAUGCAAGAGGCGGAAGGGUCAACUGAGCCACCAGUUAUAGACAUGUCACCGAUGUAUGUGGAUGUUGUUGGUGGGGUAAAAACACAGCGUAUUUAUGGCUUAGGGACUAAGUCAUCUGCAUUUAUCAGCGGGAAUAGUUGUAGUUCAUCUGCUACUUCACAACUUCAACAAGAGGCAAUAAAGGAGAUGGUGAACCAACAGUUAGAGACCAUGCGAGUUGAGAUGGAAGCAAAACUACAAGCUGAAAGAACUGAGAUGGAAGCUAAACUACAAGCUAAAAGAACUCAAAUGCAGACUCAAAUUGCAAGUUUGCUGGAUGAGUUGCGUCGCAACGGCAUGCUAUCCAAUCCAAGUACUCAAGCUCAACAUUCGGCUAAUUCAAAUGAUGAAAACUUAGGAGAAGAUUAGAUUAUUUUUAUUAAUA
This is a messenger RNA of Ipomoea nil (Japanese morning glory), 1503 nucleotides long. RefSeq lists its product as uncharacterized. The coding region runs from base 726 to 1487 and encodes 253 amino acids. Lineage: Eukaryota; Viridiplantae; Streptophyta; Magnoliopsida; Solanales; Convolvulaceae. The transcript is spliced from 7 exons. The record is from RefSeq and is a predicted model, not a curated record.